Molecule: messenger RNA, 357 nt
Organism: Symbiodinium sp. CCMP2592
Lineage: Eukaryota; Dinophyceae; Suessiales; Symbiodiniaceae
Source: the annotation of a GenBank genome assembly
AUGGAGUACAUGGUCUUGGUGCCGCUCCACGGCUCCAACAAGAUCCCCACGUACGGCUCUCGCCUGCUUCUGCCUGACUCUCUUUAUACUUUCGUCGAGAACAGUGUGCUGGGCCAACUCACCAAGCAGUGGGAAACCAUGGGCCUCACUGAGCUUCGUCGACGGCAAAAACGCAUGCGUGACAGAUGGCAAUACUUCGGACCUUUCCUGGUCUGGUGGGACGGCUGGCUGCUUCUGGAAGGAGACAGACGUCUCCGUAUCCUGGAUGAUGCCCUGCGUUUUGAUCGCUCUUUCGGACUGGCAAUCCUUGAGGCGGUCUAUCGACGACAAAGUGGCCCACUCGAUUCGCUGGAUUGA